UAUUUCUAUCAGUUUUUCAUUGUCAGCAAUGGCUCGUAUGAAUAGACCUGCCCCUGUGGAGAUCACAUAUAAAAACAUGAGGUUCCUCAUCACCCACAAUCCUACCAAUGCCACCUUAAACAAAUUCAUUGAGGAACUAAAGAAGUAUGGUGUGACAACAGUUGUUAGAGUGUGUGAGGCGACGUAUGAUGCCAACUUGGUGGCCAAAGAGGGCAUUCAGGUUCUGGAUUGGCCAUUUGAUGAUGGAGCUCCUCCUUCUAACCAGAUUGUUGACGACUGGUUGAAUCUGCUGAGGAUUAAGUUUAGAGAGGAGCCAGGCUGCUGCAUUGCUGUUCACUGUGUAGCUGGCCUUGGAAGAGCACCAGUCCUUGUUGCCCUCGCUCUGAUUGAGUGUGGAAUGAAAUAUGAAGAUGCUGUCCAAUUCAUCCGACAGAAGCGCCGUGGGGCAUUUAAUAGCAAGCAGCUCUUCUACCUGGAGAAAUAUCGCCCAAAGAUGCGUCUUCGCUUCAAAGAUUCAAAUGGCCAUCGCAACAACUGCUGCAUCCAGUAGAGCUUGUGCCCAAGCCCUGCUGGAAACGCUUAAUCCAGAUAUUUCUGUAAUGUGGACAGUUAUUACGUAUAAUUGGUGAACAUGUGAAAAUACUGAAAAGAGAAAAAAAAAAAAUUCACUUGUGCGUAUCCCCUUUGUGUUGAUUUUACAGUGUGGCCUCUGUUGGCAAAGUGAGUGCUUGUUGUAUGAUCUUGUUAUAAUUUAGGCAGACGUUAAUUUGUUGCAUCUUUGAUUCCAGCCAUUGACUUGUAAAACCAUAUUUUGUUAAACGGUUACAGGAGUGCCCUCUGCCAAACAGUAUUUCUUCCUCUUUUUUUUUUUAUUUUUUAUUUACAACUAUACAACAGCAUAGGUAUCAUUUAAUCUUUAUUUUGUUUUCGAAGAUCUUAAAAUGCCUUAUUAAAAUGAAUGGAGGCCGUUUUGUGGGGAUGACUCCAUGGCAUUUGGAGAAGCUUCACUUGUGAAAACAGCUGCAGAUAUAUAUACGGCAGGAAAAUCAUGAAUUACAAAAAAAAUAUAUAUAUAUUGAAUAAUUGUGUGUAUGUGGAAGGUAUGGAAUCUAGUUUGUGUCGUUUAUCCAGACUUCGUUUACUAAUUACUGCCAUGUCAAUAGUGUGAUUUUUGUGUUUUGGCUUCGAACUGGACCUCUGCGAUAUUUUGUAUGCCUUUUUAUUUGAUGUGCGUAACUUAAAUACUUGGAUACUUGAUUUAUGUACGGUAUUUGAAACGUGUACUAUUAGAUUGGCUAUUUAUACUAUCACUGGGUAUGUGUUUUAGUAUAGUGAGAGAAGUUGUAACUGAUCACUGAUGAGAGAAAACAAAAUAAAGGAAUACACUGAGGA
Messenger RNA from Pangasianodon hypophthalmus (striped catfish), 1392 nucleotides. RefSeq names its product protein tyrosine phosphatase 4A1 (gene ptp4a1). The record is from RefSeq and is a predicted model, not a curated record. Lineage: Eukaryota; Metazoa; Chordata; Actinopteri; Siluriformes; Pangasiidae. Gene Ontology annotation, cellular component: nucleus. The transcript has 5 exons. Gene Ontology annotation, molecular function: protein tyrosine/serine/threonine phosphatase activity. Gene Ontology annotation, biological process: protein dephosphorylation. The coding region runs from base 29 to 550 and encodes 173 amino acids.